AUGUCUAUGGAGCGGCUGCGCGAGCUCCAGGGCCUCUCGGAGCACCGCGCCGUGUCCUCCUUCGCCCACCGCGGCCGCAUCCAGUCCAUUCUGCGAGGCAGAAUCUCUCGCGGCGGAAGGCCUGCGCAGGACGGCGGGCCGAUUUCUACGGCGGCGGCCGGAGAAGCAGGACAGGUUACACAGAGUCAUCCUGCCUCUGGAGCAGAAAACAUUGCCAGUGAUCAAGUCGUUCGUGACCAUGUCCAUGACAUGGAGAAUGCCUCUGCCAGCCAUGAGAUCCAGACGCUUCAGUCGUCAACACAAGAUCAAUCCGCCAACGUACCGAACACUAGGGAUGCUCUGGAGAAUGGCCAGCUUGAUCAGGAACAAGGCAUGCACGGGUACCAGGAGUACUCGUCGGACUCGGGGACCUCGGAGCAGAGCGGCGAGCAGUCCGGCUCUUCCUCCUCCGACGGCAACGGCAGCGCGCGGCAGGAAGCCAUAGCUUACGUGCAGCCUCCACCCAGUGUGCAGUGGCCAGGGGAGACAUCGGGAUCGGGCGCCAGUGGCCAGGAAGCAGAGGAGGAGGAGGAGGAGGAGGAGGAGGAGGAAUGGCAUGUCAUUGAUAACCCAGAAGCAGCCGAAGCACAGCAAUGGCGGCCGGAAGAUAUAGGCGGCUUCGCUCGGCAUAACCGUCUCCAGGAAGACGCGCUCUAUGGAAUGUACAGGGCGGAGCUCAGAGAACUCCUAAGCAGGCGCAGCGUCUCCAAUCUUCUCAGCAGCGGCUUCCGCGAGAGCCUGGACCAGCUCGUGCACUCAUACGCUCAGAGGCAGGAGCAUGAUCCUCCGGCUCCACUCAACAAUGGACCAGAUCGGGCCGGGGACGCCGCCGCAGCCGCGCAGCCUCCCGCCGGCCAAAGGCAGCAGCGGCGCUGGCGGAUGGUGCCGCCUCGUCGUGACUGGAGCCGGCAACCCGUGCACCGCCCAGAUGAACUUGAAGUUGAUGAGGCCAUCCACGACCUGCGGGACGACAUGGCCGUGCUCCAGCGCGGGAUGGCCAGCACGCAGCAGAUGCUGCAGGCGUGCAUGGAGAUGCAGGUCGAGCUGCAGAGGUCCAUCCGGCAGGAGGUCGCCUCUGCCAUGCACCGCUCUCUGUCUGUCCAUGUUAGAUGGUAUGAUGAUGGAUCACAGUGGGAGCUGGUGAGGAAAGGGACCUGCUGCAUCUGCUGCGACAGCCAGAUCGACUCGCUUCUCUACAGGUGUGGGCACAUGUGCACCUGCUCAAAGUGCGCCCGCGAGCUGCUCCGCGGGGCCGGCAAGUGCCCGCUGUGCCGCGCGCCCAUCGUCGAGGUCGUCCGGGCUUACAGCAUAAUCUGA
Messenger RNA from Triticum turgidum subsp. durum (durum wheat), 1356 nucleotides. The record is from the annotation of a GenBank genome assembly. NCBI's taxonomy places the organism in Eukaryota, Viridiplantae, Streptophyta, Magnoliopsida, Poales, Poaceae.